CAUUACAUGGCUCGUACUUUUCAAGCACAUUUUAUAACCCUACAUGAUACCAGCACUACGUACUAUAGGAUUAGGACCCACCUCAAAGUCUCGUAGCUACAUAAUACUAUGGCCAAGGACCCAUCCCCUCCUCAUUCUCCUCCAUUUCAAAACCUAAACCUAGAUGCAUUCAACAUCCAUCUAAAGAGAGCGAAGUCACUCUUGCCAUGGAUCCUCUUGGUUUCUUUCAUCUCCCUCCUCGUCUUGAUCUACUCUCCAAACCCUAGAAGAUUUUGGCUCGCAUCGUCCGAUGUCAAAAGCGGCGAAAACGUUUGCAACUUGUUCGACGGGAGAUGGGUGAGAGAUUACGGGAGGAAUGCGUAUGGUCGAAAGAAUUGUAGGACGAUACCGGAGUCGAAAGAUUGUGCAAGGUAUGGGAAAGAUCAAGGAUUUGUGCAUUGGAGAUGGAAGCCUAGGAGGUGUGAUUUGCCUAGGUUUGAUGCUAAGAAAUUCUUGAGGAUUGUUAGAGGGAAGAGGAUGGCCUUUGUGGGGGACUCAGUCUCUAGGAAUCAGAUGGAAUCCCUUCUUUGUCUCUUGACUCAGGUAGAAACUCCGAUAGACAUUCAAGAAAAAGACUCAGAAGACCGAUUUCGAACAUGGUACUUCCGCUCCUAUGACUUCAUCCUCAUGACCCUCUGGACCAAAUUCCUGAUUGCCGGAACCGAAAGAACAGUCAACGGAACAGGGACAGGAGCGUUCAACCUACACUUGGACAAACUCGAUACAUCCUGGACACAAAAGCUCCCUUGGAUCAACUACGUUGUCAUCUCCGCUGGCCACUGGUACUUCCGAAAAAACUACCUCUACGAAAACAACAAGCUCAUAGGAUGCAUAUACUGCUCUGAAGACAAACUGAAAGAUUUUGAACCAACUUAUGCAAUCAGAAAAGCAUGCGAAACAACGCUUCAGUAUAUCUACAACUGCAAGAACUGCGAUGGGCUGGUGACCGUACUUAGAACUUUUUCGCCUGCACAUUUCGAGAAUGGGAAUUGGAACGGUGGAGGAUACUGUAACAGAACAAAACCGUCGAAAGAAAGUGAUGUUAGUUUCCAUGGGACUGAGUGGAAGCUGAGGAAUGCUCAGGUUGAGGAGGUGAAGAUGGUGAGUAAGGGGAAGAGGAGGAAGGGGAAAGGGUUUAGGGUUUUGGAUGUGACGAAGGCGAUGAUGAUGAGGCCCGACGCGCAUCCAGACAUUCACUGGAACAAUCAGUGGAUGAAAGGGUAUAGUGAUUGUGUGCAUUGGUGCAUGCCAGGGCCUAUUGAUACUUGGAAUGAGCUUAUGUUGCAAGUGCUCAAGGAAGAAGCUUUACUUGUUUGAUUACAGUGUUUCGUUCGAUACUGUUUUAAUAAUUUUUGAGAAAUCUGAUUCAUGGUCGGAGAUAUAGAGAUCAAUUGGGGGAGAUGAUGGAUUCAGUUCGGAAGAACAAUUCUGCUGUGAUAUUAUGAUCAUAAGGAUUUGCUUUUAUAGUUUAUAUCCAGAAUUAAGUUCAUUGAUAUGUUUAUAGUCAUAAAAAGAGAAUGCCACUCUGAAUGAGGUGACGCACAUCGAAAACUUAAGCCAGCCGAUAUAAUCAAAAUGUUCUAUCAGUGAGAAUGAGAACAAACUGCUAUAAACAUCGAAGUCUCAAUGACAUGCAACGAUAUUGAUGAAAGUGAAACUCAAGGGUGUGGUCAACAUCUUGUGAAACAACUGUAACUGCA
Messenger RNA from Asparagus officinalis (garden asparagus), 1739 nucleotides. RefSeq names its product protein ALTERED XYLOGLUCAN 4-like. The record is from RefSeq and is a predicted model, not a curated record. Bases 109 to 1356 code for a protein of 415 amino acids. Gene Ontology annotation, molecular function: O-acetyltransferase activity. The transcript has 3 exons. Gene Ontology annotation, cellular component: Golgi apparatus. Lineage: Eukaryota; Viridiplantae; Streptophyta; Magnoliopsida; Asparagales; Asparagaceae.